This is a messenger RNA of Cololabis saira (Pacific saury), 2585 nucleotides long. It is a transcript of the gene ccnk, whose product is annotated as cyclin K. The coding region runs from base 126 to 1742 and encodes 538 amino acids. The transcript has 11 exons. Gene Ontology annotation, cellular component: cyclin/CDK positive transcription elongation factor complex; nucleus. Gene Ontology annotation, molecular function: cyclin-dependent protein serine/threonine kinase activator activity. Gene Ontology annotation, biological process: regulation of transcription by RNA polymerase II; positive regulation of DNA-templated transcription, elongation. Lineage: Eukaryota; Metazoa; Chordata; Actinopteri; Beloniformes; Belonidae. The record is from RefSeq and is a predicted model, not a curated record.
CGUAAGGCAAAAUGGCGAUGGCCUUGUUUCAAUGGAAGGCUGCUCAGUUGUUAGCGGACUUAGAGUGAAUAUUUGCGGAUUUUCCUCGUAGCUGUCGGUCAUAGGUGACUUCUCGCAACGCCUACAUGCUAAAGCAGUCCAGUGCAGCAGGUCCUUCCACCUCCUCCCCUCAAUCAAUGAAGGAAUCCAAGGAACAAUUGAGCGGCCCGGCGAUCCUGGACCACAUCAAGCCAUGCUGGUACUGGGACAAGAAGGAUUUAGCCCACACGCCGUCUCAGUCUGAGGGCCUGGAUCCUGGCACAGAGGCGCGAUAUCGACGAGAGGGAGCCCGUUUCAUAUUCGACGUGGGGACCCGACUUGGCCUACACUAUGACACACUGGCGACCGGCAUCAUAUACUUCCAUCGCUUCUACAUGUUUCACUCCUUCAAGCAGUUUCCCAGAUACGUGACAGGUGCUUGCUGUCUUUUCUUGGCUGGAAAAGUGGAGGAAACCCCAAAGAAGUGUAAAGAUAUCAUUAAAACAGCCCGCAGCUUACUUAAUGAUGUGCAGUUCGCCCAGUUUGGAGAUGAUCCAAAGGAGGAGGUGAUGGUGCUGGAGAGAAUUUUGCUCCAAACUAUCAAGUUUGACCUGCAGGUGGAACAUCCCUACAUGUUCCUGCUGCGCUACGUGAAGCAGCUCAAAGGGGAGAAGAAUAAAGUGUGCAAGGUGCUGCAAAUGGCUUGGACGUUUGUCAAUGACAGCCUGUGCACCAUGUUGUCUCUGCAGUGGGAGCCAGAAAUUAUCGCCGUGGCUGUCAUGUACUUGGCAGGCCGCCUCUGCAAAUUUGACAUCCAGGAGUGGACCUCUAAGCAAUCAUCCCGCCGGUGGUGGGAACAGUUUGUCCAGGACGUCCCAGUCGAACUGCUGGAAGACAUUUGCCACCAGAUCCUGGACCUGUACUCCCAGGGAAACAAGCCCAUCCCUCAGCAGAUACAGGAGAAAGAGCGAGCACCGGCCCCUCCGAUCAUUGUUUCUCCAGCACCGCAGGGACUGCCCCCGGCCGUCAACCCUCCUCCCCCACCACCAAAAAAGACGUCUCCUCAGGGUGGCAGCCCUGCACGCCAGCUUAAACGCUCACACACAUCUCCAAAAGAUGAACCAAAAGCUCCAGAACAAGCUGGAUCAAAGAUCCCCCGACUGGAGAGCCCCAUGCCUCCACUGCCGGCAGCACAGCCUCCUCCUGCCCCUCCUGCAGAAGCAGAACCAGGGAAUGAAGCAGCUCCUCCGCCCCCACACGCUCCCCCUCCACACCAGCCUCCCCCGUUGCCCCACCGCCCUCCUCCGCCUCCGCCCUCCAACUACCUCAUGUCCACCACCAGCUCCUACAUGUCGGGCGAGGGUUUCCAGAGCCUGCAGUCCAUGAUGAAGACCGAGGGUCCUUCCUACGCCCCCAUGCCGCCCAGCUACGCCCCUCCAAUCCCUCAGUACCACCCACACGUCUUCCCACCGCCCGCAGCUCCACCUCCGGGUCCUCCACCUCCCUCCAACUACCCACCGCCCAGUAUGGCCCCGGCCUACCCGCCCCCGGGUUACAACAGUUACCCUCCACCCCGGAUGCCUCCGGGCCACGUCCCUCCCCCAGGGAUCGGUCUUCCCCCGGGCGGAUACCCUCCUCCUCCUCCCGGGCCCCCAGGACAGUCACAAGUGCCCCUGCCUCCUCCGCCCGGCAUGCCCCUGAACCGUGGCGGGUGGAUGCGAUGAGGCCGCGGCCCGCACAUCGCUGGGGAUCGAGGCCUCCGGAGACUGAGAAACAACUAGGAACGUUUUUUCCUUUUAGAAACCGAGGAAAGUGGAGCUGCUUCAUCCCAGCGUUGACUUCAGAUAAACAUCUGCAGGGGUUUUAAGUGAAGGCCCAUCAGCACAUGAUCCACAGUUUUGUUAUGAGAACCAGAAGAAGAAUCCUGAAUGAUUUUGAAUUGAAUAACUUUAAAAAUCUUAAGUAUGGUACUUAUGGUAAUCCAGGAUAAAUAACUGGCUAUUAUUUUUAUUUUUUUCCAGAAAAUAGUGAGAAUAAUUAACUUUUUCCUCUUUUUUUUUACCGUAAUUGCACUAAAGUAUGUAACAUGUGAGCAAAGGUUAAAUUUGGUAUUCACUUUAUUUUCUAUUUCCUAUCUUGUGUUUUGGUUUUCCUGACUUUCCAGUUUCCUCAGCGCCGUUUUGCCUUUUUUAGUUUUUCCGUACAUUUCCAGUUUUAGUGAGAAAGUAAGAUUGAAAUAAACGGAUGGCUGAAGGUGCAGUUUUUCAUUCUGUUGUAAUAUUUCUUCAAAUGUUUGGUCAUUUUAUUUUACUCUUGUGUUUUACCCAGUUAAUAUUUUCAGUGAAUCAGUGUUGCAGCCGGUCUUUAACGGAAGUGCAGAGCAGAAACCUUUCAUCUAUCACCGAACAUCCUGCAGUGCAUUUGUUUAUUCCAAAUUUCCUUUUCCUUUGAAACAGAUGCUUUGGAGAGCUUCUACAUGUGCCUUAGGCUUCUCUUCUGUCCCCCUAGCUGUGGUUUAGCUGAUGAACUGUUCUGAUGGUAUUAAAGAACAGCUUUUUCUAUUUUGA